Molecule: messenger RNA, 452 nt
Organism: Pundamilia nyererei
Lineage: Eukaryota; Metazoa; Chordata; Actinopteri; Cichliformes; Cichlidae
Product: poly [ADP-ribose] polymerase 12-like
Exons: 1
Source: RefSeq, a predicted model, not a curated record
UGACAAACUGAUGAGGCUCCGCGAUUAAACGUCACUGAGAGCGGAAGCCCGGCUGUCACAUGCUUGUCGGUCCGCCUCCCCCGUCCUCAGUCGGAGUCUGGACGCCGAGCAGAGAGCAUGUCUGGGUGCGACCGAGUGAUCUUUGAGGCGACUAGGCUGCUGUGCGCCGCCGGAGGAGCUCUGCGGCUCCCGCAGCUAUACGAGGAGCUGCGGCGACUCUGUCGUGUCUCCGAGGAGCUCCUCUGCAAGCUGGUCUAUGGGCAUCCCCGCUUCCUGCUGGUCCGCGGGCCGGAGACGGAUGGCUGGCUACGCCCCGAGGACUGCACGGUGCUGGCGCAGACGUCACUGCGCGUGUGCGUGAGCCACCGGCUCGGGGAGCCGUGCGCAGACUGUGACCAACUGCACCUUUGCAGAUUCUACAUCUACGGAACCUGCAAGUUCGGCAAGGGCAG